GGUUACUGACUACAAAUACUUCACUAUAGACGAGUACGGUGGCAACAUUACCACUGCCAGGUACCUUGAGCGGUUGGUCGGGGAGCAGUACAGGGUGAUAGUGGUGGCUAUGAUGUCUGGUAACGCUAAUAACACCGAACUGACCAUCUUUGUCACCCAUUAUAACCAGUACGACCCCAGGCUGUCUCUACAACACUACAGCGCGGAGGUGUUGGUCGGCUCUAAGGUGGGGGCCCCGCUGGUGUCGGUGGAGGGAGCCGACGAUGACGCAGUUCACUACAACCGGCGACUACGAUACUUCCUCGCCGACCCUAAUGUGCACUUUUACCUUGAUCCCUUCCUUGAACCUCCGCGGUGGUCCCCAGUUGCUGUGGACCAGGACAGCGGAGGAGUGAGUGUGUCCGGUGAUCUCCGCCUCAACACUUCACCCUUACAGCUGCUGGUCGGUGUUGUGGACGCUGGCUCACCACAGCGAUACAGCCUCGCCAACCUCACCAUCUAUGUCAGAAACAUUUCAGCGCCUCGGGGUGUAAAGGUGGUUCACACGACAGAGUCAACCCUGAAGGUGUGCUGGUCGCCGCCCACCCACGGCCGCCCACAAGGCUACGUACUCACCUACACCCCCUCCCUCGCUCACUCAAACUAUGGUCAAGGCUCUCUCAACCUGUCCAUUAGUCAGCUGCGAUCAAAGAUCAUUGGUGGCAGCAGCCGGGAGGAAGAGGCGGUAGGAAAGAACGAGGGGGUAGUGGGCGGUGUGGCGGGCGGUGUGGUGGAAAUAUAUCGCUACUGCGCCAUCGUGGGCGGCCUAGCCAGGUGGACGGAGUAUAUAGUGGGCGUGCGGGCGUGGGCGGUCGAGCAGGUGUCUAUAGCAGCUGUCCCAGUGUUGGCUACCACCCGGAGUGACUAUUGUGGUGAGGGUGUGUGUGGAACAGGCGGCUGUACUCUCCGUCAGUCUACGCCGGGGUACAUCUGUCACUGUCAGCCUGGCUACUAUGGUCUUAACUGUCAGCACCACAACCCCUGUCUCCCUCACAAUCCCUGUCAGCACUUUGGCAAGUGUCAAAAUGCGACUGAUGGGUCAUACACCUGUGACUGCCCAAGAGGGUUCUACGGUGACAACUGUACACAGAUUAACCCUUGUGAAGCAGUCACCUCUAACCCCUGUAAUAAUGGUGGAACAUGUGUCAGUGAGGAAAGUGGGCGGUACAGGUGUGUGUGUACUGAAGGGUUUUACGGGAUGACGUGUGAGCACUACGACCCGUGUGUGUCCAACCCUUGUCAACACGGCGGCUCCUGUACCAACCUCUCACACACCUCCUUCAGCUGUCACUGUGCUCCAGGAUACAGAGGCAAGUUGUGUCAGGCUGAAGUCAACGAGUGUUUUCCCAGCCCGUGUGCUCGGGGCCACUGUGUCGACCUUGUCAACGACUACUACUGCCAGUGUCCUCAAGGCUGGGGAGGCAAACUUUGUGGCGAGGACUUGGACGAGUGCGCCUCCUACCCCUGUAUGAACGGUGCCACGUGUAUAGACGGCGUGGCAUCCUUCGUGUGUGACUGUGCCUAUGGUUACAACGGCGAGCACUGUGACAUACCAGAAUCCUGUCCUGCCCAGCAUACCCUCCUCGAUGCCGGUGACUUCUACUGGCCUGCAACACAACACGGCACGUCAGUCACCCUGGCUUGCCCAUUUGGUGUCCGAGCCUCAGCCAGAGAUAACAUUAGCACGGGUAACACCACCACACUGCCAGGGGCUUACACCACCACCCUCACCACCACCAACAACAACAAAAAUUCCCGUUACAACAAAUAUGAUGUCACGUGGUAUGAGGAUGGGUCGCCUCGCUCUACUCCGGCGCCGUUGUCACUCAGCCUGACGACUCACGCUCAGUGGAAAGGUGGCAGUUUUCGUAUUAGCAGAAGGACUCGUAACGUAGAAAUCCCCGCUAGUGCUUAUAACACCAGCCCUUCGUCUCCUGUCUCAGAAGUAAAUGAUCAUGAUGCCAGGCGGAGACUAAUUGUAUCCAACUUACGAGCAUCACCCCAGGGACGGCCGGGGCAGAAAACAACAACAACAAGAAAAAGAAGAAAAAGAAGAGGAUAAAGAA
Messenger RNA from Homarus americanus (American lobster), 2105 nucleotides. RefSeq lists its product as uncharacterized. Gene Ontology annotation, molecular function: protein binding; calcium ion binding. Gene Ontology annotation, biological process: establishment or maintenance of epithelial cell apical/basal polarity; heterophilic cell-cell adhesion; homophilic cell-cell adhesion. The record is from RefSeq and is a predicted model, not a curated record. NCBI's taxonomy places the organism in Eukaryota, Metazoa, Arthropoda, Malacostraca, Decapoda, Nephropidae. Bases 110 to 2101 code for a protein of 663 amino acids. The transcript has 13 exons. Gene Ontology annotation, cellular component: plasma membrane; protein-containing complex.